This is a messenger RNA of Hyla sarda, 877 nucleotides long. Its product is annotated as interleukin-17A-like. Gene Ontology annotation, biological process: inflammatory response. NCBI's taxonomy places the organism in Eukaryota, Metazoa, Chordata, Amphibia, Anura, Hylidae. The record is from RefSeq and is a predicted model, not a curated record. Gene Ontology annotation, cellular component: extracellular region. The transcript is spliced from 3 exons. Gene Ontology annotation, molecular function: cytokine activity. Bases 332 to 832 code for a protein of 166 amino acids.
AUCACAAGCUCCCUCUUGGGUUGACGGCUCUUCUUAUCUCUAUCAGAUAACUGGAUGAGUAGUGUCCUCUUCUGGUUAAUCAAUAAUGAAGGGAUUCCAUAGCGGAGAGGUUCCUGAUCCUGACCUGUAAAUUCUCACAAGAUUUCCUAAUAAAUUCCCUAAUUAAAAUGAUAUCACAAAAAAUACACUGAGCCAAUACAACCUGAAUAUUAGGUUAUGAAUACUUCAGGAAACCCCAGGAACAACUGUGACCCUUAUAUAAUGGGGCCUGGAGUCCGGAUCACAGUACAGUCCACCAGCAGAACCUCCCCAGAGCACAUCUGUGAGAGCAAUGGCCGCCCACUGGGGAACAUCAAUGGUUCUUUCCACAUGGCUUCUUCUGAGCCUCAGCUCUUGUGUCCAUGGAACAGGAGAGCAGAUCCCUGGUACAGAUGGGUGGGAUGUCCCUCCAGUGUCCGGCGGAGAUUGUCCAUUCUCUCUGGGCACCACAUUUCCACCACGUGUGAAGGUUGAUAUGAAGGUCGGCAGUAGGAGUUCUGCACAUCUCCUGACUGACAGUAUGAAGAGCCGCUCAAUGUCUCCAUGGGAAUACAGCCCUAACGUGGACCAUAACAGGUUCCCUGUGGUCAUCAAUGAGGCCAGAUGUCUCCACCACGGCUGUAUGGACUCUGAGGGUAAUGUGGACCUCAUUAUGAACUCAGUCCCCAUCAGACAGGAGGUCCUGGUCCUGCGUCGUGAGAUGAGAGAAUGUGUCCCCGUCUAUAAGCUGGACAAGCAACUGGUCACCGUGGGCUGCACCUGUGUCCGACCCAUCACCCACUACCUCAAAUAAGAGGCGACUCUGUAAUGGUACCUCCUCAGAAGUGUUACCUUGUUA